AAAAACUAUUGAAUAACAAUCAAUGUUAAUAUAAACAACUUAUUUAUAAAAGUUAUGACAUUCAUUAUAAUUAGUUAAUCUUUGACUGAACGUAUAACGAGAAACACUUUAUAUUUUUUUGCAUAAAAAUGAGAUUUUCUUUCAUUGUAAUUUUAACGUUUUUGGUAACUAUCACAUAUGCUGAAGAAGAAAAUUGUAACUAUCAUGGACACUUGAUCUACGAAGACUUGGGAUGCAAACCAGUGACCAAAGAUGGCCAUGCUUGUCCUGUUGAAUACACUUGUAAUUUCGAAAUCAAAAACAAUACUUGCAAUUUCAGAGGACGAAAUCUUCCGCUUCAUGAAAAACUCACAGACGAUGAUACAUAUGCAGCCUGUAUCGUUGGUUGUUAUUGUCAAUCGACUGACAAAUUCACUUGCGCCAUAUUGGAUUGCCCCGAAUGGUUAGGCGUCCCUGUGAAAUUCGGAUGUUAUCGAAAAUACCAAGUGGGAAAAUGUUGUUCUGUCGGCCAAAUAUGUCCCACCGAAUCGACGCCAUCAGCAGAAUGUAAAACUAGUGAAGGCAAAUUCGUAGAAGGCCAACGGUUUCAUCCUGCUAACACUUGCUUGGAAUGCGUGUGCAACAAAGGAUACGAAGGCAAAAACGAACCGCCAUUUUGUAGGAAACAAAUGUGCGCCGCUGAAGUACGUCACAGCGAAGAAGUGCACAAGUACUGUGCACCACAUUACGAUGGUACCGACACUAAGGCACUUUGUUGUCCUGAUGGAUGGGUGUGUCCUUCAGAAAAUGAUAAGGAACUACCAGCUAAUCCUGAAGUGACUGUUUCAGAUCUCAAAUGUAAAUAUGGAGACAAAACAUUGAAAUUGGGUGAAAGAAUACAAGGUCAAUUCAAAUGGUAUGAUGGUUCCCUAAGAGAUUCUCAAUGUGAAUGUAUCGUACCUCCGUUGCUGACUUGCAGGGAAGAUCCUAAAAAUACUCCAGCUCCAACGCCCCCCACUACUCCAUCUUAUACAAUCGAAAAAAUUCAUGAUUAAUUCUGAAUAUGUAUUUAACUUUGUA
Molecule: messenger RNA, 1059 nt
Organism: Psylliodes chrysocephalus
Lineage: Eukaryota; Metazoa; Arthropoda; Insecta; Coleoptera; Chrysomelidae
Source: the annotation of a GenBank genome assembly